Messenger RNA from Maudiozyma barnettii, 2448 nucleotides. It is a transcript of the gene GID7, whose product is annotated as glucose-induced degradation complex subunit GID7. NCBI's taxonomy places the organism in Eukaryota, Fungi, Ascomycota, Saccharomycetes, Saccharomycetales, Saccharomycetaceae. The record is from RefSeq and is a predicted model, not a curated record. Gene Ontology annotation, molecular function: protein binding. Gene Ontology annotation, cellular component: GID complex. The transcript has a single exon. Bases 1 to 2448 code for a protein of 815 amino acids. Gene Ontology annotation, biological process: proteasome-mediated ubiquitin-dependent protein catabolic process.
AUGAGUGUCAAUAAACGCACUAAGCAAGGGACUGAUAAUCCAGUCUUGAAAACAGUGGGCAAUAUCUUUGAUAAAGUACAACUGACAAAACUUUUGAUUCAUACAUUAAAGGAACUGGGUUAUAAUACUGCAGCUGGUGCCUUGCAAGAAGAAAGUGGAGGCAUUCAAGUAGAAUCAAAUGUUGUUCAAAGGCUCUUUGGAUAUAUCAAACAGGGCAAAUAUGAAGUGAUUAGUUUUGAUCUAUUGAAUAGCUUAUCAUUGAGAACCACCAACCAUGAUUCCGCAAACAAUGGGAAAAAGGUUUUUACAGAUAGAGAUACAUCUAUUAAUAUAAAUGAUAUUAUCUCUUCUGAUUUGGAUGUUGUAGCAAUAACUGCAAAUUUUGAUACACAAUACAAGAUGUUUUAUGAUUUUUAUACGAAUACAACUUUUAAUACAGUCAGUUUAAAUCGUUUCAGGAAUAUUCUAGAGAUUAUGAUUCUAAUUAAUAAACACUUCUUCACAGAAUUGAUAUAUGAAGUCAAGGAUUUACCUAAUGCAGUAUUGUUCUUAAGAAGUAUUAUUAGAAAAUAUUUAACUCUAUGGGAUACUGUUUUAACUGGAUUACAAACAAAUAUUAUUGAUGAAGAUAUUGUCUUCACUCCCGAAAAAGUGUUGAAGGAAUUAUCUUCCAUUUUAACAAUGCCUGAAGUGGUGAUUAAAAAAAACAAUAGUACUAAUGAUGAUGAUUGCACAGAGACACAAAUAUGGACGGGAUCAGUAAAGAACUCAAGACAAGAGUUGAUUGAAAAGAUAUCCUUUUAUAUAAAUCCUAAUGAUUUGGUACCACAGGGGAGAUUAAUUGAAUUACUCAGACAAGCUAUCAAAUAUCAAAGAUCAUGUAACUCGUUCAACCUCUUUGAUGACGAAAUCGACGUCGAUUAUUCACAAGAUGAUCCAGUAACUCUGUUACAAAAUAAUAUAUCUGAUUUCGAACGAAUAAAUUUUGUCGAACAAAAGACGUUGGCAUCAAAUAUGGACGAAAUUUGGUACUUAGAGUUUUCACCCAAUGGUAAAUAUUUAGCAGCCGCAAUUGCAAACUCGGUUAGUGAUCGUAAAGUAACUGUUUAUGAUGUCGAAAAUGACUUCUCUGUAUUUAAAGUACUGAGAGGAAAUUCUCAAUGUAUAUUAUAUUUAUCAUUCUCUGAGGAUAGUAAAUACCUUGUGACAUGCCCUUUCAAUGAACAUACAAAUAUUUAUGACAUUACAGCUGAUGGUGAAACUAUUGAAUUGAACGUAGAGAAGGGUGGCUUUCCUCAAAAUUCAAGACGGAGUUCUUUAGAAGGUGGGAAGAAGGAAAAAUCCACAAUCGAGACCCAAGUUCUUGGCCCGAUAGAUUCAUUUUGUAUACCAAUAUCAAGUCCUAAGGCACAAGAAAGGUCUGGUAACAGUAUGCAUAGUGCAGGGAAUGAAACAUACAACACAAGUUCACCAUAUAGUGACACACAAUCUCCGUCAUCUGCUCCAGAUUCAACUAUCUCCUCACGUGCUGCUACAGAUAACCUAAUUGAACAAACGGAAAAUUCCUUAAGAUCUUGGUGCUGUGAUUGGUUUCAUACAGAAAAACAUGCUGGAAAAUUGGUAAUUGGUUCUCCUGAUCGUGAUGUAGUUAUAUAUGACACCAAAACAAGAUCAAUUAUUUAUCAAUUUUCACGCAACUGGAAUCUUCGUUCAAGAAGGGCAAGUAGCUCAGCAUAUAGGAGUUCUCAUGAUUCCGAUAAUAAUAACGCCUUAAGACGUAUGCCACGAGAGACUCAAGCUGGGACUGUUGUUAACACCUUAAUGGAUGAACAAUUUCCACGAAUUCAUGACUUGAAAAUUUCUCAGGAUGACAAUUAUCUCUUGUUGAUGACUCACCAAGGUAGUAUUAAUGUUUUCAAUAUUUCCAAUCUACCAACGAACGAUGAAUUAAAAGGAUUGGAUAGUUCUAUAUUAUCCAACCAUUAUUUUAAAAUGGAGACGAAAUUAAAAAUAGGGAAAAAUAUAACUUGCAUUUCACUCCCAAUGCCAAGUUGCGAAAACUAUGGAAGACUAUCAUCUUUGGUAUUAGUAAAUUUACAACACAAUGAACUUCAAUUAUGGGAUUAUAAAGAAAAUAUCUUAAUUCAAAAGUAUUUUGGUCAAAAACAAGAGCAAUUUAUCAUUAGGUCUUGCUUUGGUUUCGACAAUAAAUUAGUAGUGAGCGGCUCAGAGGAUGGAAAAGUUUAUAUUUGGGAUCGUCUAAAGGGGAAUAUUCUGGGUGUAUUGAUGGGACAUGCGAAUGAUCGCCUUCCAACAAGAUCAGGAAGUAAUGCUAGAAAAUUCAGUAAAAACUGUAAUGUAGUGGGAUGGAAUCCGAACAACAAAUUUAUGUUUGCCUCAGGUGGCGAUGAUGGAUUAAUUAAAAUAUGGAAGGUAGUCAAGGAUUGA